Messenger RNA from Pelagomonas calceolata, 621 nucleotides. The record is from the annotation of a GenBank genome assembly. NCBI's taxonomy places the organism in Eukaryota, Pelagophyceae, Pelagomonadales, Pelagomonadaceae.
AUGACGGAUCAACAACGAGUAGAAAGGAGGGAGCGGAAUCGGGAGCACGCCAAACGCAGUAGAAUCCGCAAGAAGUUUUUGCUCGAGAGCCUCAUGGAGCAGGUGUCGGACCUAAGGGCCCAGAACAAGGAGCUGCGGCAGGUUAUUCGCUCCGAAUUGCCCGAUAAUGCCCUCGACAUCUUAAAUGACUGCGUGACCGAAGAAUCGUUGCUCUUAGUGACCGAUUCCGUACCUAGACCGAUCCAGCAGGCCCAGCAGUUGGUCGAGCCCGACUUCCGGCUGAUGUUGGCCCUGCAAGCCGCGCAGCAGAAUUUCGCGGUCUCUGAUCCGAGUCUCCCGGACAACCCGAUCGUGUAUGCGUCGCGAGGCUUCCUGACGCUGACGGGCUACCAGAUGUCGCAGGUCGUGGGGCGGAACUGUCGGUUCCUGCAGGGCCCGGGCACGGACCCGAAGAUGGUCGACCGGAUCAGAACGGGCGUCGCGGCCGGCGAGGACACGUCCGUCUGCUUAUUGAACUACAAGGCCGACGGCACGCCCUUCUGGAACCAGUUCUUCGUCGCGGCGCUGCGCGACGCCGACGGGACCGUCGUGAACUACGUCGGCGUGCAGUGCGAGGUGAAC